AGAGCAUUUUUCAAGGGAGCUACUCCUCUCGAGGACAAUCUUCACAGAACAACAACAUGAACAGCAUUCUGCUGGACCGGCUUAUCUGCUGAAGCUCACUGAACUAAAGAAAAAAAAACCCCGGGCAGAGAGAUUUUCACCACAUAAAUGCUUCCGGAGUCUUCCUCAUCUUUGGAGGACAGUCUAACUCUGAAAAUGUUUGCCAUCAUCGAGCAGUGGGAUGAGGCGUCCGACCAAUACACAGACGUCACCAAGAAGCACUUUAUGCUUUUGCUCGUCAAGUUUGGACUGGAAACAGCUGUGUUUUACUCAUGCAGCCCAAAAAAGUAUACGUACUUUCUAAGCGUCUGCAGCCUGUUCGUUUUGCUGGCUGAUUUUUUUCUUGCAUUGAUAAUGGGAGUCGCCUGGCUUCUCGGCCCAGAGAAGUCAUCGGUGUCAACCUGCUUCCUAUUGGCUACAGCCUCAAAAACAUAUGGAGCUCUGCCACUCCCAAUGUUGAUCCUCGGCUUUGUUGACUACUGCUUGCAUGAUGUCUUUAUGAGCAAUGUCUCAGCAUUAUGGAAAACAUUUAGAAAUGUUAUCUUGUCCUUGGUGGUUUGGGCGGUUGCUAUUUAUAACUCAGUUCACUCCGACUAUGCUGGACUGGUGGAACAGGAUUCUUCGGGGGAGAUAAAGGUGCUUCUCUGUAAAGUGACAGAGUCAACAGUGAUCACAACCUUUGUUUUUGGACUUUUUGUGGCAUGCCUACUGACACUGGUGCCAUUUUGGUUCAGAAUUCCCCAGUGGGUGAGAGAAGUUGACAGGAUGCUUGAAGCUUGGGAGUAUCAGCAGAAAAUGAAGAGCGAUCUGCUCCUCACUUCAACCUGGAAUCCCAACCCCGAAACAAAAACCAGACCGGAGGAAUAUCCAGAGGAGAUCAGCCUGACGAGGCCUCCUCUGUGGUUCAGCAUAACACUUGGCUUUAUAUUGUUCUGGAUGCCAUAUCUUGUGAUGUCUGUCUCUUGCCUAAUCUGUGGAGUUGGCGUACCCACAUACCUCGGAGUAAACCUUCUGUGGUUGGAGUGCUCCAACAGCCUGCUGGUGGGUUUGGUGUUCUGGGCAAAGAGCUACACAAAGGGGCCUUGCAGCAGUCUACCAGAGAACGUGUGCUUAUGGCAGAUUUACUGGCAAUUAAGCAAAGAUAUACAACAGUCUCUGCCGCUUACCACUGUGUUUAAACCACAAUGUGAAAAGAAGAGCAGUUCAUUUCAUGUGUAG
Messenger RNA from Poeciliopsis prolifica (blackstripe livebearer), 1257 nucleotides. RefSeq lists its product as uncharacterized. The record is from RefSeq and is a predicted model, not a curated record. The transcript is spliced from 2 exons. The coding region runs from base 148 to 1257 and encodes 369 amino acids. Gene Ontology annotation, cellular component: signaling receptor complex; plasma membrane. NCBI's taxonomy places the organism in Eukaryota, Metazoa, Chordata, Actinopteri, Cyprinodontiformes, Poeciliidae.